Caenorhabditis briggsae is the source of this 441-nucleotide messenger RNA. The coding region runs from base 1 to 441 and encodes 146 amino acids. The record is from RefSeq and is a predicted model, not a curated record. Lineage: Eukaryota; Metazoa; Nematoda; Chromadorea; Rhabditida; Rhabditidae. The transcript is spliced from 2 exons.
AUGGAUGGUGGAGGAGUUCAAGGAAGUGUAAUGUUCUUCGACCUUCAUGCUGACCAACACACAAAAGAAGGAGAAUACAUCACAGUUCGCUACUACAAAGUGUCGGAUGUCGGCAUUCGCAAUACGGAUUUCUCACCAUGUGGUCGCUUCGUCGUUGCGGUUAUUGAGGACAGCUGCAUCGUUCGUAUGGAUCGGGAGAUGACUACAUUUUCAACGUCAAGCCAGACAACCAAUCAUUUCCAAUUCCAACAAUGCUAUGGAGAAAGGGAAAUCGGAUGGUAUCAUCAAGGAAUUCAGAAGUUUUGUGGAAUAAAAAAACGGAAGAAGUCCAAAAAACCAACAGACAUUCCGAUCUUCCAGAAAAGGCUCUGGACCCCCUUGAUGAGCGUUUAUUAUGUUAGAGAACAACUGGAAAUUCAACAAUCCAAGAAGAUUUUGUAA